UUCAACCUCGUCUGUGUGUAAAAGUCACAACCGCCCGAGCCAAGCUGGAUGACUUUUGGCGAUUCUGCGGAACUCCUCUCCCUUUUUUUGAUUUGACUCUUCGGGAUCCAGAAUGUUUGUUUCACACGAUUCGCCAGGUGGUCGACGGGAAAGUCUUGGGGGGAAAAAAGUGGAUUGAAUGUUUCGAAGGUGAGCAAAGGAGCGCAUCCAUGGAGGCUGCAGACUGGAACAUGUUGAUUUAAAAGAGUUCAAGUAUAUCAGGAGCACUCAGGUAGGUCAUUUUAAUCUUUAUUUAUCCAGGAAAACCUUAAUGAGGUUAAAAAUAUCUUUCGCAAGCGUAUCCUGGUAAGUCUUCAAUCAUUAUUUUUUUUAAUUGACUGCCAUAUUGGUGUCUGUCUAUUAUGAACUUUCUAUAGUACCCUGUCUUCAUCACAAGUACAAUAGAUGUACAGUAUAAUAGUUACGCGUGUACAGUUUUUUUUAACCUUUAUUUUUUUUAAUGUUAUGUAUUAAAAGGAUAAUUUAAUGAAUAAGAAUUAUUGGGAUUUAUUACCUCCCUUCAGGGAGGUAAUAAAUCACAAGCACAAAUGGUUUGUCCAUAUAGCUAUAGAGUAUUUAUUACAAUUUGAAAAGAAAAAUAGUUAAAUAUAAAUUAUAGUCGAAUAGCAAAGAACCAUGGUAGCAGUAUUGGAAAAAAGAUGAUGCCCUCGCAUGUGGUCAAGAAUGACACAGUCACCGAUGCACCUCAGUCGCUUGAUUGGAAACAGAAUUUAUACAAGAGCCGCUGUCGGCUUCAACUCACACCCAAGAAAUGGUUAGAAACCAAGCUUAAUUCAGAUCUGAGCCACAUUACACAUUAAAUUCAAGUCGUGCAAAUGCCAUUUAAUGUUUGGAUGCACAUAUCUCUAUCAAAUCAGCCUUUUCAAUUUGGUGAGCGCUUGUAGGAUCUUAUUACACGUUCCCUUUGAUGUGAUUACAUUUAGUAUGGAACUUGAUAGUCGGUCAAUGUUUGAGCAUGUCUAAUUUGUUGUUUCCGAUUAGUGGGUGCUGGUCAUCCUGCAAGAAUGCGACGAGUCUACACGUGGCUUGUCCGGGAUGUGGUGCGGUUUUUACUUUGCUUGGAGGCUGCGAGGUGUCAACACGUCACAGAGCACAGAAAGGUCCCCCAGAGGACGGAGUCCCUGCAGGACUUCGAAGCAGACCGUGGAGGAAUCCAAGGGUCCUGGGGUUCCUGGGGACCCUGGUCCGCCUGCUCCCUGACAUGUGGAGGUGGCGUACAAGAGCAGAGUAGACCGUGUCUGAGGGUCAGCCCUCAUCUGCGUCCGGGCCACGUCAUCUCAGCCUUGAGGCCUUCAGUUUCUGUCUAUCGGGAUGGCAGUGGUCACGAGGUUAAGAGGAGCCCAUCUGGUGGAAGCAGGAGGAUCAUCCCCAUCAUCCCAGGCAGGUACGGCUAUGGAAGAUCUCCAUUGCAGGAUUCCGGAAGGGUCCGGCGGUCCCAGCCCGGCAGACAGAGACGUUCCGCGGUCACUCACCACGGUGGGCUCAGGUCGCGCCACCUCCACCGCAGCGUACCCCACACGCAGACCCUCUGGGCGCCGCUCUACCAGCAGGGCCAGAGGAGCCUUCCUUCAGGUGGGCAGCGUUCCGGAUCCCAGGAACCGGAGCCACAACUGGAGCAACCCUACCACCCACUGCCGGCUUCUUCUUGUACGGGGAAGCACAAUCACCUCAGACUCUGCGACCACAAGGCUUGUCCCACAUCCAGCAAACACAUCAGAGCUGCUCAGUGUUCCAUGCACGACAAGAAGCCUUUUAUGGGCAGACUGUACGAGUGGGAACCUUUCAACGAAGUUGCGGGUGAGCAGCACUGCGAGCUCAACUGUCGAGCUGCCGGCUUCAGGUUCUACGUGCGACUGUCCGACAAGGUCGUCGACGGCACGCCGUGCGGACGCAAUGAUUCUUCUGUGUGUGUGGCGGGAAAGUGCACGAGUCCAGGCUGCGAUGGAUUCCUGGGCUCCGGGAAGGUGAUAGACAAGUGCGGCGCGUGCGGCGGCACCGACGCCACCUGCCGGCUCGUGUCUGGAUUCUUCCGCCGUUCUCUGACGAAAAUCGGCUAUCACAAAAUAGCUGAGAUCCCGCAGGGAGCAACCAAAAUCAACGUCACCGAGAUGGCCAAGAGCAGCAACUACCUAGCGCUCCGAAGCCGAUCGGGACGGUCCAUCAUCAACGGGAAUUGGGCAAUCGACCGGCCGGGCAAGUAUGAGGGCGGGGGCACCGUGUUCACUUACCGGCGACCCAAUGAAAUCAGCAACACCGCUGGCGAGUCCCUCCUCGCCGAGGGGCCCACCAAUGAGAUCCUGGAAGUUUAUAUGAUCUUCCAGCAGCCCAACCCAGGGGUUCACUAUGAAUACGUGGUCACGUCGGAGACACCACAAGGGAACACCGUGAACGAGCAGGAGGUGGGGCACGACGAUUCCCAACAGGGGAACUACGACCCGGCCGGCAGGGGGAAGUACCCACCUCAUCGCCACGAGAACCAGGUGCCGCGCCGCCAACGGGAAUACAGCUGGAAAAUGGCCGGCACCAGCGAGUGCAGCACCUCCUGCGGCAAAGGUUUCAGGCAUCCCGUCUUCCAUUGCAUCCACCGGCUAAACCAGGUCCAAGUCGAGGACAUUUUGUGUGACGGGAAACCAAUGCUGCAGGAGGAACCAUGCAACCUGCAGGCCUGCCCCGCAUUCUGGGACAUUGGCGAGUGGUCGGAAUGCAGCAAGACGUGCGGUCUGGGCACGCAGCAGCGUCAGGUCCUGUGUCGCCAGACCUAUGCCAACCACACCCACAACGUGCACGGCAGCCGCUGCAGGCACCUGGAGCGGCCUGAGACCGCCGGCACCUGCCAGACCAAGAUCUGCAGCGAGUGGCACAUCCGCUCGGAGUGGAGCGCCUGCUCGGUGCCAUGCGGGUUGGGCCAGAGGUGGCGGGAGGUCCGCUGCGUCAGCAACGUGGGGGACUUUGUCCCCGACACAGAGUGCAACAUGAACCUGAGGCCAGUCCACGUGGAGAACUGUGACAGGGGGGCCUGCGCCAAGAGCUGGUUCUACACAGACUGGGGCACCAAGUGUUCUGCUGAGUGUGGGAUGGGUGUACGAACGCGGGGCAUCUUGUGCCUGACCAAUCACAUGAGCAGCUUCCCUCUAGAGGGUUGUGGUAGUGAGCGGCCCCCCGACUCUCAAGUGUGCAACACAGGCCCUUGCGACAACGCCAUGGAGUGGUUCACCGGCCCCUGGAGUCAAUGUUCUGCAGAGUGCGGUGCUGGCAGCCAGCAGCGGGCGGUGGUGUGUCUUACGAGGUCACACGACGUCGUGGCCGUGGCGCCCCAGUACGAGUGUUCGUCGCUGGAGAGACCGCUCAGCCGGCAGAGCUGCAACGUGAAAGCCUGCGGAGCAAAGUGGUACUACACAGACUGGAGUGCUUGCUCCAAAACAUGCGAGGGAGGAUUUCGUGUGCGUGAGGUGCGUUGUCUAUCCGAAGACAUGCAGUCCAGCACCGGCUGUGAGGAACGGCUCAAACCGGCCGAACGGGAAGACUGCAACCCUGAACCUUGCAUACCUCAAAUAGACGAGCACUGCAAAGACGAGUACUACAACUGCAACGUGGUGGUCCAGGCUCGCCUGUGCGUCUACGACUACUACAAGAAGACUUGCUGCGCAUCGUGCUCGCGCCACCCUCACAGACACUCGGUGGUCCACAGGGGACGCAGCUAAUGCUCGUUGGGACAGGAAGUAGAAACAUUUGCGUGCUGGAAAGGACCGGAAACCGCUCACCAGAUGGACGGGACAAAUCGAGGAAAAAGCAACAUGGCACCUGUUAAUCUAUUCAGUUAUUGGUCGGAGCUGUCCUGAUGAUGUAUUCAAGAACACUGGGAUUUUAGAUGUAUCCCAUUUGGAGUCUACAAAGUCCAGCCUCCACAACCAGCUGACAACUAGCUAGCGAACUACCUGACUGACGAGCCAACUAUUUGACCAUUUAAAUGACUAACUAGCAACCUAAACAACUAACUCACUACCUUAACUAGUUGACAAACUAAUGUCUGACGUACUAACUAGCAAACAAAAUUAACUAUUUUACUUACUUUAACUAUUUGUCUAAUUAUUUGACUGAUUGACUAACAAACUGCUUAGACACCUAAUUUAACACCAUCAAGUAGUUAACUGACGAGCGAGCUAUCACACUAUUUUACAGAUUAACUAGCUAGCUGGUAGACUGACUGUCUAACGCUCUCUUACUAAUUGACUAAGUCAAUUAAUGAAAUAUUUAUCUGACUGCUAAAUUAGUUCAAUAGCUAACCAAUAAUUAUUUUACUAUUUCAUGAAUAAAUAGCUAACUUUAACUAUUUAACAAACGAACGAACUUACUAUUUUAAGUGUUUGCCUGACUGCCAGGAUAGCUAACUAACUUUUUAAUUCCACCAAUAUGUAAAUAUAAAUUUAGUCUAAAUGAGUCUUUGUGUGACGUUUGUCUAUUGGGAUUCAUUGAUUGGCUACUAUUUGGUUGGAACUCUGUGGAACUCCAGACUUUGAGACACUUUAUAAUGCGUGAAAUUAAAAUUUUGGAUUUCCCAGUUUUCUUAAAUGCAGCAUCACAAUCUUUAAGAUGAAAAGCAGACAAAAGCAAACGCACAUGGACACUCCUGACUUGAAUGUAAAUAUCUAAGCUUGUUUAAUUUUUAUUUGUUAAAACGACUGUUUAAGAACACUAUUUAUUUAUGCAUCUCUCCAUGGAGAAAAUGCUGUUAAAAAUAUUUGUUUUGCUUUCGCUUAUGUACCAAUGGUGGCCUCCUGGUAUAUUGCUCCCAAAUAUUAAUGUUCAAUUCCCGGGGGGAGGUUGCAUUCCAAAAUGCUGGAACUGCUGCGCCAUGGAUUACCAUACAUCUUUGCUCCAUUAACUUAUUCACCAACCCUUUUCCCCUCCCUUCUGAGCACACAGCUAUAAAUAUACUGUAUAUUAUGAUACGUUCAGGGACCUUCAUACUCUUGUUGAAAACACGUUUUGGCUCUUUAAAAAAUACCAGUAAUGGACUGACGUACUAAUUAGAUAGCUCGCAAAGUAACCAUUUUCCUUUAACUAUUUGACUGUCUAGCUAACCCCAAAACAUAUAUAUGUAUACAUAUUUGUGUGUAAAUAAAAUAGUAUACGUAUAGAAUAUAGGGCACACUUUCCCUGUGUGACAAGAGUGGCAUCUAGUGGCCAUUAUCAGCAAGUGCACCCUGUGAAUGAUAAGACAACAGCCAUCCAUCCAUAUUUGCAAAAAUUAAAUUUUAUUCAUUUGUA
Molecule: messenger RNA, 5328 nt
Organism: Phycodurus eques (leafy seadragon)
Lineage: Eukaryota; Metazoa; Chordata; Actinopteri; Syngnathiformes; Syngnathidae
Product: thrombospondin type-1 domain-containing protein 4-like
Exons: 17
Coding region: 1065-3761 (898 amino acids)
Biological process (GO): extracellular matrix organization
Cellular component (GO): extracellular matrix
Molecular function (GO): metalloendopeptidase activity
Source: RefSeq, a predicted model, not a curated record